Molecule: messenger RNA, 1643 nt
Organism: Entelurus aequoreus (snake pipefish)
Lineage: Eukaryota; Metazoa; Chordata; Actinopteri; Syngnathiformes; Syngnathidae
Product: monoacylglycerol lipase abhd6-B-like
Exons: 10
Coding region: 200-1213 (337 amino acids)
Source: RefSeq, a predicted model, not a curated record
GUGAGGAUGAAAGAUGUCGAGUCACUCGCCUCAAACACGGAAGAAGACGACUGGCGGUCCAUGGAGGACACACAACAUAACAUAACAUAACUUAACUUAACACAUCGACGAGGACUCGGCCAGGUUUGGAAACAACCACGUAGAACCAACGGCAGUCGUUACACAGGAAGAAGAAAAGAGAAUAGGUCAGAGCGCAACAAUGGAGGAAAGUUCCACUGCCAUGCUGCUCGGGACCGUUCUGGUGCUUCCUGUUUUUGCCUUCGUCACGUCCUUGUGCUUCCGGCCCGGAGUUUUCAUCAACGCUUAUAACUGGUUCUGGCGCCGCAAGCUGGGGCUGACGGUGCGCUACUCGUACAGCGGGAGUUACCGCUUCUGUUACUUCUGUCGCGGCACGGCGGGGGACGCCGGGCCGUCGUUGCUCCUGCUGCAUGGCUUCUCCGCCGCCAAAGACAUGUGGCUGCCCUUCGUCAAGUACCUCCCCAGGGGCCAGCACGUGGUGUGCGUGGACAUGCCGGGACACGAAGGGACGAGUCGCACCGGCGCCGAGGACUACAGCAUUCAGGGCCAGGUUGCCCGAAUCCACCAGUUUGUGCAGAGUGUGGGUCUGGACAAAAGACCAUUCCACCUGGUGGGGACAUCCAUGGGGGGCAAUGUUGCAGGAGUGUACGCCGCCACCUACCCUGCUCAGCUGUCUGGCCUCACCUUGAUGUGCCCGGCAGGCCUGGUCUAUCCCACCGAGUCCGAGUUCAUCAGCCGUCUGAGGGAGCUGGAGAAGAAUCCGCAGCCGGUGUCCAUCCCUCUGAUUCCCUCUACUCACCAGGAACUGGAGGACAUGCUGCGUCUCUGCUGCUACAACCCCCUCAAGCUACCGCGGCAGGUCCUGCGCGGUCUCCUUGACAACAGGCUCCACCAUAACGGUUUUUAUAGAGAAGUGUUCAUGGAGCUGGUCGGUGAAAAGUCUCGUCACUCGCUGCAUGAAAAUCUGCAUUUGAUCACGUCGCCCCUGCAGGUCCUUUGGGGUAAACAAGACCAGGUUCUGGAUGUUUCCGGAGCGUCUGUGCUGCAGGCGGCGGUGCCCAACAGUCAGGUGGUCCUGCUGGAUAACUGCGGCCAUACCAUAGCGUUGGAGCGGCCCAGACUGGCCGCCAAGCUCGUCAUGGACUUCCUGUCUGUACAGGAAGCCAACAGCAAAGACGCUAAAAAACAUUCCUGAUGUUCUUCACUGGAGAUUGACCCUUUUAGAAAAAAGUUUAUUAUAUUUGCUAUAAAUGAUGAUUGAUUGAUUGAAACUUGUAUUAGUAGAUUGCACAGUACAGUACAUAUUCCGUACAAUUGCACUAAAUGGUAACCCCAAUAAGUUUUUCAACUUGUUUAAGUCGGGGUCCACGUUAAUCAAUUCAUGGUAGAAAGCAUGUGAAAGUGAUGUUUUGUUUUCAAAUAGCAAAAAAAACAUUUCAAUUUAAUUUGUGUUUGUUUUUCUUUUCUGUUAGUUUUAAAAUCAAUGACUGAAAUUGUCCACUGUUCAUUUUUAUUGAAGCACUUCAGUUACAGACGCACAUAUUAAUUUGUGUUAUGACUUGUAAAAUAAAUUUUAUGAUGAGAAAAAAAAUAAUGUUUUGAAUGUAAAAUAAAUUUUAUGAUGA